GCUGUAUUGAUCAGCCCAUCCUAGUCCCAGGAGAGAAGAUUAAAGCUUCAGAAAAGACCUCACGGAAAUGUUUUCUACUGCAGCAGUUGUGAUGGAACUGAUGUGGAUGCUUUUGACUUUGGCUGCAUGCACAUCAGCUGAGCCUGAGCAGUACAGCAGAGCAGUGGAUUGGUUGAGCAGGUAUGGAUAUCUUCCUCCGCCUGACCCACGCACGAGUAAGCUGCAGACCAAAGAGGGCAUUGAGAAAGCCAUUCGAGUCAUGCAGAGAUUUGGUGGCGUGCAGGAAACCGGCGUGCUCGAUGAUGAAACACUGAAGCUCAUGUCAACGCCGCGAUGUUCCCUGCCUGAUAUUGUUGGAAGUGAGGACAUGUUGAAGAAGAGGAAGAGGAGGAAAAGAUAUGCACUGUCGGGACUUAAGUGGGACAAAAGCGAUCUCACAUGGAGCAUUCACAGCUACCCUUCACCUACCCGCUCCCGGUUGGACCCCGCCACGGUGGAAAGCAUCCUGACACAUGCCUUCAAUGCCUGGAGUGAUGCGACUCCUUUGACUUUCAGCAAGCUACUGAAUAGCGGCGCAUCGGGUGGCGACAUCAGAGUCUCGUUCAACACUUUGCUACAUGAUGACGGGUAUCCCUUUGAUGGGCAGGGGGGAACCCUAGCCCACGCCUUCUUCCCUGGCAGGGACGACCUGGCGGGUGACACACACUUUGACGACCAUGAGAUGUGGAGUUAUGGAGGGGACAGCGGCCGCAGCACUGACUUGUUCACAGUUGCAGUGCAUGAGUUUGGCCACGCACUGGGCCUAUCACAUUCCUCCUCAGACCCCUCCAUUAUGAGGCCGUAUUACCAGGGUCCCGUGGGAGACAUCCCCAACUACAAACUGGCUGUGGACGACAGACUGGCCAUUCAGCAGCUUUAUGGCACCAAGGAUGAUGACAAACAAGGUGGUGUUGAUCCCAACCUUCCUCGUUUGCCCAGUACUCCUCCAACCAGACGGAGAAGGCCGUCUGACCCUUCUGUCCAUGACCGCUGUCAGGGGGGAUUUGAUGCCGUGGCCAACAUUAGAGGGGAGGUGUUCUUCUUCAAAGGUGCUAAUUUCUGGAGGACCACGCGAGAUGGAUCACUGGUGUCGCUCAACCCAGCUCAGAUAAAAAAUUUCUGGAUUGGCCUUCCUCCAGGGACGAAUAAGAUUGACGCUGUAUACGAGCGGAAGAGUGACAACAGCAUCAUUUUCUUUAUUGGAUCCCAGUACUGGGUCUUCAAGGACACAGUGGCCAUGAGCGGGUAUCCUCGCCCGCUCUCUGAAUGGGGAAUGAAACGGAAGAGCGGAGUUGUAGUGGACAGGGUGGACGCCGCCUUCAUUUGGGCUCAUAACGGAAAGACCUACCUCUUCAGCCAAGGCGAGUUUUGGCGGUUCGACGAGAGCCGCAAAGGCCAGCAGAUGACCAGGCAGCCGGAGUCAGGUUACCCUCGUGACAACAGCCUCUGGACCGGAGUUCCGUCCCACAUGGAUGACAUCAUUAGCUGGGGCGAAGGUGAUGCCUACUUCUUCAAAGACAACAAUUAUUGGGUGCUCUCAAGCGGCGGAUUGGACCAAGACGUCGUGGAACCAAAAUCCAUCGCUAUGGACUGGCUCCGUUGUCCCGCCCCUCCUCCAACCAUCGUUCCAGGUAGUCCCCACGACCCACACAGAUGCCGCUGUGACCUCAAAGGCUCGUCUUCAUCUCUGACGAGUAACUGGCUCCUGCUGUCUGUUUUACUAGUUGUUAAGGUAAUUAUUAACAAAACAGAAAGUUGAAUUUUGCAGCUGUUUGUGUUAGACUUUCCUGAAUCAGCAAAAUGUCAACUAUUUUAUUUAUCUUAAUGAGCUACAGAACAAGUAGUGAAAGAAUAUAAAUUCAGAUAAUUAAACCUGGAAGUGAAUGAUCAUAUUGCAGUACUAUUGAUGGCGAUAGAUAUCCAAAUCUAUUUGAACUAGGAGUGUCUGACAGCGAAUGAUUGCUGCCAGGCAAAGAAUGAGUUAAUAUUUCUUGUCUCAACUGUAUAUAACAAUGUCAUUUUAAAUCAUACUUUCCCCCUACUUUUAAAAACAAACACAAUGUCUGAAAAUAUUUUGUAUAUGCCAUAGUUGGAAUGAGAGUGACAAUCAAAACCAAGCAACAAUGGCGCGAUUGUUAAUUGUUAUUAUUCUUGGAAGUCAUUCUGUUAUGUUACAUGGAUCAUGAAUGCAGUCAUUAAAAAGAAA
Molecule: messenger RNA, 2245 nt
Organism: Corythoichthys intestinalis (scribbled pipefish)
Lineage: Eukaryota; Metazoa; Chordata; Actinopteri; Syngnathiformes; Syngnathidae
Gene: mmp25b
Product: matrix metallopeptidase 25b
Exons: 11
Coding region: 68-1798 (576 amino acids)
Biological process (GO): collagen catabolic process; proteolysis; extracellular matrix organization
Cellular component (GO): extracellular matrix
Molecular function (GO): metalloendopeptidase activity; zinc ion binding
Source: RefSeq, a predicted model, not a curated record